AUGGGAGCAGCACCCUGGAAGCCAUGGCCCGGCAAGGACAGACCUAGUAGCAUGAGGGAAUGGGAAAUGCAAGCGAGUCAUUUAUUAAUACAGUUGGGUUCCGCUUUGGAAGCCCGGAAUUUGAGAUGCGGGCUCGCGUGGAUUAGCAGGAAUMAAGCGCACGGCCGGACUGGGCGCGCAACGCGGCAACGCAGCACUGGGGGCUCCAGCACGCGCCUUUACCCGGAGAACCGCCGCAGGAAAACGCCUCUCCUGGAGCCGGGGGAGCCCAACAGCGCGGCGGCCGCUGCCAGCGACGUCACAGGAAGCGCCCGUUUKGGGAAGGAGAUAAAACCUUGUUGCUUUUUGGUAUGUAAGCAGACGGAAGGGUUGCACCAUGGAAUAAAGUUCCAUUUUUUACCAAUCUUUUCAGAUACUGUUAAUGGGACUGUGACCUUUCUACCUUUGGAGGAGACCGCUGAAGGAAACUAUCAGAUAAGAAAGUACAAUGUGUAUCAAAUUCAACUGACACAUAUAAAAGAUGAAGAAUGGUCUAUAUCUAUCGCAGUGUCAUCGACAGAACAUUGGUUUUCAGAUGGAGUUGCCUACCCCAAAUUAACAUGGCUUGGAAAUGAGCUGCUACCCAAACUGGCUAAAUGGUCUGUGGAGAAAAAGCACAGUGAGUUUAAAAGCACGCUCUCACUCAUUCCUGUGGCAAAAUACAGCCAGGUUUAUCAAGAACUUAAAGAAAAAUAUAAAGAGAUGGUAAAGGUGUGGCCAGAAGUAACAGAUCCUGAGAAAUUUGUAUAUGAAGAUGUUGCCAUUGCUGCUUAUCUACUGGUUCUGUGGGAAGAAGAGAGAAAGGAAAAGAGGUUAUCCAAGAAACAGUCAUUUGUAGAUCUCGGCUGUGGAAAUGGUCUGCUGGUUCACAUUCUGAGCAGUGAAGGGCAUUCAGGUAGAGGCAUUGAUGUGAGGAGAAGAAAAAUAUGGGACAUGUAUGGACCGGAAACUCAUUUAGAGGAAUGUACAAUCAUGCCAGGUGACAGCCAUCUCUUUCCAGAUGCUGACUGGUUAAUAGGAAACCAUUCAGAUGAAUUAACACCAUGGAUACCUGUAAUUGCAGCUAGGUCUUCGUAUUCUUGCUGCUACUUURUGCUCCCAUGUUGCUUCUUUGAUUUCCAUGGAAAGUAUAGCCGAAGACAAAGCAAGAAGACUCAGUACAGAGAAUACCUAGAUUUUGUUUCCCAAGUGGGACUUGUAUGCGGCUUUCAUGUAGAAGAAGAUUGCCUUAGAAUUCCUUCAACUAAAAGGGUGUGCCUUAUAGGGAAAAAUAGGACCUAUUCACCUGUGCAACAUGCUGUGAUUGACAAGCAGAUAACCCAGUAUAUUCAUAAUCGUCAGCCUUGUGCUCUGGACUCACGUGAUAGAAGAACUGGGUUUAAUCAUAACGAUGGCUCUGACAAUGUGUGCAAGGAAGCGGGCACUGAAUCUCCUGGAGAUGAGGCUGAGACUACUGGUAGAGUUUGGAUGCCCGGAUUUCAGCCCCGGGAAAAAGAAGAACAAGUCAGGAAUUGCGCUACUCUCCCACGGGAUUUUGUAGAUGAUGUGGUUCUGAGAGUGGCAAACUUGCUGUUAAAUGCAACCCAAGAAAAAUCAUGCGGUAGUACGGACAGUGUGAGUACCAACAGCUGGAAUCAAGGAGAAAGCCUUUCCUUGAAAGAAGUGGCAGAGCACUUAAAUAAAGAGACUUUGAAAAGGCUGAAGAGUGAGUAUGGAGGCCUGCAGACCCUACUCAAGAAUAGUCAUCAAGUAUUUGAAGUUCUAAAUGGGAGAGUUCACAUUCGUGACUGGAGAAAAGAGAAACCAGCAAGGAAAAACAUGCCCGAAGUAAAAAGACGCCUCUCAGCCRAAGCAUUUAAAACACGUCUCUGUUGGUUUUUCCUUCACCAUCCUGAUGGGUGUUCUUUGCCAUCCGAAUCUUGCCCUUAUGCUCAUGGGACUGAGGAGCUAAGACAGUCUCAGAUUAUUAAAAAGAAAAAACAUAUACAAUAAUAAAAUGCUGCACUUUAUUUUUAAACAUGUGUACGUGGAUGGAUUUGUGAUUGAUUAGGACUGCCUAGUGCAUGAACACUUGCAGAUAAGGUUUUUAUUUGAUUCAUAUGUAUUUUGUUUUCCAAUUUCUUUAUAAAUUCUGCUGUAUUUUUAUUGAUUUAUUUUAGUAUUAAUUAAGAGUGUGGGAAAGUAUAUACUUCGAGAUUUUUGACUUUUUAAAAACAUGGCUUCCCACAUGCGUUUGCAAUAUACUUUGAAUAACUAGAAUAGUAAAAAU
This is a messenger RNA of Nothoprocta perdicaria, 2308 nucleotides long. RefSeq names its product tRNA methyltransferase 44 homolog (gene TRMT44). The transcript is spliced from 11 exons. Gene Ontology annotation, biological process: tRNA methylation. NCBI's taxonomy places the organism in Eukaryota, Metazoa, Chordata, Aves, Tinamiformes, Tinamidae. Gene Ontology annotation, molecular function: metal ion binding; tRNA (uridine) methyltransferase activity. The record is from RefSeq and is a predicted model, not a curated record. The coding region runs from base 1 to 2031 and encodes 676 amino acids.